Zingiber officinale is the source of this 708-nucleotide messenger RNA. RefSeq names its product photosynthetic NDH subunit of subcomplex B 1, chloroplastic-like. The transcript has 4 exons. The record is from RefSeq and is a predicted model, not a curated record. Gene Ontology annotation, cellular component: chloroplast; NAD(P)H dehydrogenase complex (plastoquinone). Bases 1 to 708 code for a protein of 235 amino acids. NCBI's taxonomy places the organism in Eukaryota, Viridiplantae, Streptophyta, Magnoliopsida, Zingiberales, Zingiberaceae. Gene Ontology annotation, biological process: photosynthetic electron transport in photosystem I.
AUGGAGCUCGCUGGACGGCUCCGAUUCGUUGCCACCGCCGUGAAGAAGAAGAAGAACCCUUGGCUCGACCCCUUCAACUGCGAAGAGGACCCCGACAUCGAGUACAGAUCCCUCUUCGCUGACGGAAAGCAGGAGGAGGACCCUCACCCUCCCGACAACCCCUCCAACCCCUACGGCUUCCUCAAGUUUCCCAUGGGAUUCAACGUCGAGCUCGCCUCACUCGCCUCCAAGGUCCGCGGUGACAUGUGCCUCUGCUGUUGCGUCAUCUCCGGCGGAGUCUACGAGAACCUCCUCUUCUUCCCCGUGAUCCAGCUUAUCAAGGAUAGGUACCCCGGCCUGCAGAUCGAUGUCGUUGCCUUGCCCAGGGGGAAGCAGGUGUACGAGGUGAACAAGAAUGUGAGGUGGGCGAAUGUGUAUGACCCCGACGAAGAUUUCCCGGAGCCGACGGAGUACGUCAACAUGAUCGGUCUGUUAAAGAAUCGAUACUAUGAUUUGAUCUUGUCGACCAAGCUUGCUGGACUUGGCCAUGCGGCAUUCCUGUUCAUGACAUCUGCUCGGGACAAAGUAAGCUACGUGUACCCUAAUGUCAAUGCAGCAAGCGCAGGCCUGCUGCUCAUAGAGACCUUCACUUCUCAAACCAUGAACCUCUCCGAACGUGGAUACCACAUGUAUGAUGAAAUGGAGGAAUGGUUAGGGAGACAAAGUUAA